Messenger RNA from Solanum dulcamara, 564 nucleotides. RefSeq lists its product as uncharacterized. Lineage: Eukaryota; Viridiplantae; Streptophyta; Magnoliopsida; Solanales; Solanaceae. Bases 1 to 564 code for a protein of 187 amino acids. Gene Ontology annotation, biological process: DNA integration. Gene Ontology annotation, molecular function: nucleic acid binding. The record is from RefSeq and is a predicted model, not a curated record. The transcript is spliced from 2 exons.
AUGGAAAUUGACUUCUGGUGUAUGGAUGUCAUUGGUCCUAUCAAACCAGUCUCAUCAAAUGGACAUAUGUUCAUUUUGGUAGCAAUUGAUUACUUCACAAAAUGGGUAGAAGCAUUUUUAUACAAGUCUGUGACAAAGAAGGUACUGUCAGAUUUUAUCCACAAUAAUAGAAUUUAUAGACUUGGAAUCCCUGAUUCAAUUAUAACAACUAAUAAAGCUAAUCUUAAUUGCGGCUUGAUGCAUGAGAUAUGUGAGAAGUUUAAAAUUAUUCACUACAAUUCCACUCCAUAUCGGCCUCAAAUGAAUAGAGCAGUUGAGGAAGCCAACAAGAAUAUUGAAAGCAUAUCGCAAAAGAUGAUUGAUAAUUACAAGCAUUGGCAUGAGAAUUUUCCAUUUUCCCUCCUUGGAUAUCGCACCACAAUUAGGCCUUUGACUGGGGCAACACCUUAUCUUUUGGUUUAUGGAAUAGAAACAGUAUUGCCAAUGAAAGUUGAGAUACCAUCUUUAAGGAUAAUCCAAGAAGCAGAGUUGAGUGCCAAAUGGAAACAAAGCCUAUAUGAAUAG